Molecule: messenger RNA, 1743 nt
Organism: Frankliniella occidentalis (western flower thrips)
Lineage: Eukaryota; Metazoa; Arthropoda; Insecta; Thysanoptera; Thripidae
Gene: wgn
Exons: 7
Coding region: 404-1591 (395 amino acids)
Molecular function (GO): protein binding
Source: RefSeq, a predicted model, not a curated record
UCCCAGUCCCAGUCCCCAGUCAGUAGAGGUUGAGCAGUCGCCGAGCGAGCACGUCACGUACGUCACGCCGCUCCUCGUCACGUGACACACACGCACGCGUCCGUCGUCACACGCGCCCGCGCGCGCGCGCCGCUGCCGAGAACACGGCGCACCGGAGGGACAUCACCUCGACCAGCAGCAGCAGUCAGCGGCCACCACCGGGACGGCGGAGGACAGCGGCCCCCGCGGAGGAUGUAAAGUGACGUGCCAGUCGCGGUAAAAACAAGAAAGAGAAAGAAGACAUGACGCUCGCGACGGAGCGCUCUGCCGCGCUCUGCGAGUGAGCACACCGACAACCGACACUGCGACACGCACCAGGCGAGCGCGACCUUUCGUCUCAACGUCUACCCGGCACUGCACUCGCAUGGGGAUUCUCGUCCGACUUUGCCAGGUGUGGCUGGUGGCGGCGCUGUGCUGCGCGGCCGUCACGGCCGUGCCCGCCCACGAUCAGGGCGGCCACCACCACCUCCAGGGCGGCCACCACGGCCGGCAGGACGGCCACCACGGCCCGAGCCAUGGCCGGCAGGUGCAGGCCGGCCGCUGCGGCGAGCGGCGGUACUGGAACGCGAGCCAGCAGAGCUGCAUGGACUGCACCCAGUGCCCGGAGCUGACCAUGAGGCCCUGCGAUGGGUUCCGCGACGCCAAGUGCGCCCCGCUGUCCAGCCUAGUGAUCGACUGGAGCUGGCUCAGACAGCAGCAGCCCGCGCCCACCCCAGCCGACCGCAAGAAGCAUGGCGGCGUGCACGAGCGGAUCAACUCGCUGACCGAGGCGGAGGCGCUGCUCCGGGACGAGCUCAAGCACAUUCCGAGCCGUGACAAGAUCGUGGACUUCGGCGACGACUACAUCCUCCCGGAUCACCCGCGGCAGCCGCUGCCGCACAAGAAGCAGACCCGCAAGAGCAAGAAGGCCCAUAAGGCCAAGCCGUUCGGAGACUACGACGACUUCGCCGACUUCGGGGCGAGCGGGGACGCCGUCGGGGACCCGGUGAGCGACGACGAGGACAUCGCGCAGGCCGUGUGGCGCAAGAGCCACCGGGCGUCCUCGACGGCGGCCCCGGCCUCCACGGCCGCGCCGACGACCACCACCACGACCACGGCCAGGCCAACCACCAUCAGCCUGGUCGAGGACUUCAUCGUCAUCAAGGAGGAGCAGGAGGCCGCACGCCCGGACCUGGACGUCGUGGCCACGACGCAGACCUUCACGACGGCCGAGACCCUGGUCUGGGACUGGCAGGCCGGCGUCCUGGUGGCUGCCGUGUGCGCCUGCCUCCUCUUCUUUAUCGUGGCCGCCGCCUACUCCUGCCAGCACGCCUGGCACUUCAAGAAGCUCAAGAAGAACCUCGACGCCGACAUGGAGGAGAUCUCCGCGAGGCUGGCGCUCAUGUCCGGGAUGGGCGCGGAGCACUUCCAGGACACCGGUGCCACGCCCACCGUCAUCAACGAGAAGGCCGGCGGCGCCGCGUUUCCAGUGAGAAGAGGGGACCACCUCCGCACCGGGAGACAGCAGAACGACUACAGCGUCGCCACGGGGCCCAGGAAGACGCGGGUGUGAGCGCUCCGGCACCGGAAAACCUUUCUUGUACAAAUACAGUAGACGCUUUCAUGCCACACUAUCAUUCAUCUGUAAAUAAAUUAUUGCUGAACUGUUUUGUUAGACAUCUGAACGGAAAUCCGAAAAUAAAACGUCAGAAUCAUGUUGGUUAA